This is a messenger RNA of Aspergillus terreus NIH2624, 870 nucleotides long. RefSeq lists its product as uncharacterized. The transcript is spliced from 2 exons. The record is from RefSeq and is a predicted model, not a curated record. NCBI's taxonomy places the organism in Eukaryota, Fungi, Ascomycota, Eurotiomycetes, Eurotiales, Aspergillaceae. Bases 1 to 870 code for a protein of 289 amino acids.
AUGGACCUAUCCUUCCGCCCAAUAUCCCAUCCACACAGCCGCGACCGUGAAGGGGGUUUUCCAUUAGAUGGAAAAGAUCUGAAUUCCGUCUCGGAUGAGGCUCUGGCAGCCCUUCUCACAUCUGCGCCUAUUCUUCAUCAGCGAGGCGGAACGACAGUUGUGCGACUUUCAAACACUUUGGUCAUGAAGGGUGGCGGGAAUGUCCUGCCUGGUGAAGCGGAAAUGCUCCGUCUUCUUACCUCCAGAACCGCCAUUCGCACCCCACGAGUCUAUCGGUCCUUUCAGGUCAAAGACGAUACACAAUAUUUUGGUACAACGGGGUUUAUUGUGAUGGAUUUCAUCCCAGGCCAGCCGCUGGACGAGUGCUGGGAUUGCCUGUCCCGUGACACGCGAGGGAAUAUCGCUGUGCAAGUCGCUGAAAUGAUCCAAGAGAUGCAGUCCUUAGAGCUUUCACCACCUGGCCCUAUCGGUGGCGGGCCAUGUCGGGGUCGUUUCUUCACAGAUUAUAGUGCUGGGCCUUUUAUGGACAGUGCCGACAUGGAAGCUUGGUUUAACCACAAGCUAGAUAUCUGUAAGAGCAUCGGUCAAGCCCCGAAAGACAUUCCGCCACUCCAUUUUACCAAGUUUGUCCUUACACACCACAACAUCAGUCCGCACAAUCUAAUCUUAGAUCAACAUGGUCAUGUGUGGUUGAUUGACUGGGCAUAUUCUGGUGCAUAUCCUCCUGUUUUUGAAAGUGCGACCUUGUCAAUACAACCGUCUUUCAUUGAUUUCAAUGAAGCGGUGCUAUCCCGUAUUCCACGUUACCCUGAGGAAGAAAGGCAACUCAAUUCUAUUGCAUACGGGUUAACUACAGCGGCGUUCGCUUAA